UCCCUCUUCCAUUACCCCGCCCCAUUCUCUCGCUUUCCAUCACCCCGCCCCAUUCUCCCGCUUUCCAUCACCCGUCCCAUUCUCCCUCUUUCCAUCACCCCGCCCCAUUCUCCGCUUUCCAUCACCCGCCCCAUUCUCCCUCUUUCCAUCACCCCGCUCCAUUCUCCUGCUUUCCAUCACCCCGCCCCAUUCUCCCGCUUUCCAUCCCCGCCCCAUUCUCCCGCUUUCCAUCACCCGCCCCAUUCUCCCGCUUUCCAUCACCCCGCCCCAUUCUCCCUCUUUCCAUCACCCCGCCCCAUUCUCCCUCUUUCCAUCACCCCUCCCUGUUCUCCCGCUUUCCAUCACCCCGCCCUAUUCUCCGUCUUUCCAUCACCCCGCCCCAGUCUCCCACUUUCAAUCACCCCGCCCCAUUCUCCCGCUUUCCAUCACCCCGCCCCAUUCUCCCCCUUUCCAUCACCCCGCCCCAUUCUCCCACUUUCCAUCACCCCGCCCCAUUCUCCCGAUUUCCAUCACCCCUCCCCAUUGUCCCACUUUCCAUCACCCCGCCCCAUUCUCCCUCUUUGCAUCAGCCCGCCCCAUUCUCCCUCUUUCCAUCACCCCGCCCCAUUCUCCCGCUUUCCAUCACCCCGCCCCAUUCUCCCGCUUUCCAUCACCCCGCCCCAUUCUCCCGCUUUCCAUCACCCCGCUCCAUUCUACCGCUUUCCAUCACCCCGCCCAAUUCUCCCUCUUCCCAUUACCCCUCCCCAUUCUCCCUCUUUCCAUCACCCCGCCCCAUUCUCCGGCUUUCCAUCACCCCGCCCCAUUCUCCCGCUUUCCAUCACCCCGCCCCAUUCUCCCUCUUUCCAUCACCCCGCCCCAUUCACCCUCUUUCCAUCACUCCGCCCCAUUCUCCCGCCUUCCAUCACCCCGCCCCAUUCUCCCUCUUUCCAUCACCCCGCUCCAUUCUCCCGCUUUCCAUCACCCCGCCCCAUUCUUCCGCUUUCCAUCACCCCGCUCCAUUCUCCCGCUUUCCAUCACCCCGCCCCAUUCUCCCGCUUUCCAUUUCCCCGCCCCAUUCUCCCUCUUUCCAUCACCCCGCCCCGUUCUCCCGCUUUCCAUCACCACGCCCCAUUCUCCCUCUUUCCAUCACCUCGCCCCAUUCUCCCUCCUUCCAUCACCCCGUCCCAUUCUCCCGCUUUCCAUCACCCCGCUCCAUUCUCCCGCUUUCCAUCACCCCUGGACUAG
Molecule: messenger RNA, 1224 nt
Organism: Closterium sp. NIES-65
Lineage: Eukaryota; Viridiplantae; Streptophyta; Zygnematophyceae; Desmidiales; Closteriaceae
Source: the annotation of a GenBank genome assembly